AAUGGCAUAGAGUGUCACCGUUCAAUGGCUGCCUCUUCCCAGGCUGAUGUCAGUCUGGAUGCCGAUGAGCGUUCAUUGCUAUUCUCAUGCCGUUUUGCGGCUUUUCUGCACGAGUUGCGUGACAACCCUAGUGCUCAAGGAGUACUUACUGUGCGCUGCCUUUUCGACGCCCAACAGGACUUCCUCAAGGAGUUUGGGUUCGCCGAUGCUUUUUGCAAGCAGAAGAAGGCAAGUCUGACCUCUAUAACAUUCCUAAAGCGAACACAACUCUUUGUCAUAUGUAUAAAUGCUUUUCACGAAGAUUUUUGUGUUCGCACCAACCCACUUAUGAAUUUAUGUAUUACAAAUGCCAUUGUUCUAUUAGCACUUCAUGGGUUGCUAAUAUUGUCGCAAAAUGCAUUUGUGACCAGAAGUUAG
Molecule: messenger RNA, 417 nt
Organism: Protopolystoma xenopodis
Lineage: Eukaryota; Metazoa; Platyhelminthes; Monogenea; Polystomatidea; Polystomatidae
Source: the annotation of a GenBank genome assembly